Messenger RNA from Diaporthe amygdali, 3870 nucleotides. Its product is annotated as cytochrome P450. Gene Ontology annotation, molecular function: GTPase activity; G-protein beta/gamma-subunit complex binding; oxidoreductase activity, acting on paired donors, with incorporation or reduction of molecular oxygen. Gene Ontology annotation, biological process: G protein-coupled receptor signaling pathway. The record is from RefSeq and is a predicted model, not a curated record. The transcript has 10 exons. Lineage: Eukaryota; Fungi; Ascomycota; Sordariomycetes; Diaporthales; Diaporthaceae. The coding region runs from base 1 to 3870 and encodes 1289 amino acids.
AUGGAGACUGAUCGCUCAAACAAGCUGUUCUUGCUGUUCACUUAUCGAGUCGUAUUUCACCCACUCCGGCGAUACCCAGGCCCGUUGCUGGCCAAGGUUACCGACGGGUAUGCCGGCUUUCAUGCCCUCUUGAUGCGCCUUCACCUGGCAACGACAAGGGAUCACAAGAAGUACGGCCCUGUUGUGCGACAGGGUCCAGACAAACUUGUCUUCAACUCGAGCACCGCUCUCCAAGACAUAUACCACAAUGAUCGAGUCACCAAGUCUUAUGUCUACACACUUCUUCUGCGGGCCAAGUCAAACCCACAUGUAUUCAAUUGUAUCGACAAGACAUUACAUCGAGCGAAGCGCAAGGUCGUCAGCAAGGCUAUUACCGACCGAGCCAUUCGCAUGUUCGAGCCAACAAUGGCGGCGCAGAUUGAUAUUUUCAUCCAGAACCUGCUUUCUUCCGUCUCCGGGGCUGAGCCAGUGAACAUGUCUCAGCGAUGCAAAUGGCUGGGCUUCGACAUUGUUGGCCUGUUGGCUUUUGGGUUCCAACUUCACGUACAAACAGAGUCACAGUAUCGAUUCAUUCUGAAAGGGCUCGUUGCUGGUAACUACAAGAGUAAUGCGUUUAUGCAGUUCCCACUGUUGAAGCAGACGGGGCUGGACACUGUGCUGCACGGGCUAAGCAACUCCAGCCGGAACAGCUUCCUCUCUGUCCUGGACCAUAUGGUCAGCACCCGAAUUUCGCAGGGAAGAGACGCCCGAACGGACAUUGUUUCAUUCGUUGCGGAAGGUGCCGAGGGCAACGCACUUGACGACGCCCAGCUUCGGGAGCUUUUAUACUCGGAGGGCCUCUCCGGCGGUGACACGACAGCCACUGCCUUGAGUGCGCUCUUUUUCUAUCUAAGUCGCAACCCCGAGGCCUACAGCAAACUUGCCGAUGAGAUCCGCACAACAUUUUCAAGUCACUCCGAAAUUCAGGGCGGUCCGAAGCUCGCAGGCUGUCGAUACCUUCGCGCCUCCAUUGAGGAAGCUCUUCGAAUGUCUCCGCCAGUGUCUGGCAUACCGUGGAGGGAACUCGCAAAGGGUGCAGACGAUCCGCGCAGGGGCGAGCCAUUCAUCGUCGACGGACACGUCAUCCCGCCCGGAACUCAGGUAGGUGUCUGCACCUAUGCACUUCACCACAACGAGCAAUAUUUCCCCGAGCCGUUCGUCUUCCGGCCGGAGCGAUGGCUGGUAGAAGAGUCGGGCGAGAGUGGUCUCGCAAAGAUGCACUCGGCAUUUGCCCCAUUCUCGGUGGGGCCACGCGCAUGUGCGGGAAAGACCAUGGCCUACCUGGAAGCGAGCUUGGUGGUGGCUAAGACGCUUUGGUUCUUGGACUUCGAGCCGGCUCCAGGGAAGUCGGGGGAGCUCGGUGCUGGUGCGCCGGGGAGGGCGACUGGUAGAGAAAGAUCGGAGGAGUUUCAGCUGUAUGAUAUCUUCUCAUCUACUCAUGAUGGUCUGAAUCUGGUCUUUCGACACCGUGUCGCACCUGAUCAAGCACUUCAUUCUCAUCACAAGGUCGCAAUGGACCCGGUAUCAGCCAUUGGCUUUGUUAGUGCCAUCGCGGGGAUCGUUGACCUAAUUGCAAAGGGAGUAAUUUCUCUCUCUGACUUCCAGUCCAGAUACAGACUUGUCGAUCUCAAAAUCAGCCUCUUGAUCGGGCAAUUGUCGACUCUCAAAGCCGCUCUUACCCAGGUUGGACACCUAGUCCAGGAUGUUGCCCAUGUUCCUCGAGACAGACAGCUCGUUAGCGAUCUAUCAGUAUCCCUGGCGUCUUUGGAGACGAUCGUCGGCGCUCUGGACAGUCGCUUGUCUCAUCUCCAGCGAAAUGCUGAGGACGGACUAUCGAGCUGGGGCAGAGUAAGCUUUGUUUGGGAUGAGCAGACGAUGAGAGACUACCUCAGCCUUCUGGAUCAUCAGGUCAAUGCACUUGGGCUUCUGCUGACUGCUUUACAAUGUCGUACCACCCUAGAGCAAAAGGAUAUGCUAGGGGCUCAAGAGUCUCGCCAUGUUCUCAAUCUCGCCAGAGACGAGACCUCAUCGUUGUUGUGGCUCAUGGACCCAGAGUCAGUGGAAGUUAGCUCGCUGAGGAGUUCUGUGACCCAAGAUCUCGAAACAGUCCACGCGCGGUUCGAUUUUGAUUCUGAGGUAUUCACCUCGAGGGCUUACCAGGUAGCCACCAGAGCCAAUAUGAUCGACGCCCUAACAGGCUACAGACGCCAGGGCAUAUCUCACAGUACGGAGAUCAGGGGUGGUCCGCUAGCAGAUACACCCGGUCCUAAUCAAGCCAGCCAAGCGACUCGCACCGACAUUGCGAUGACCACAAGUGUGGAUGUAUUCUGUGACUCGGCUGCGGAGUCUGUCUCAGAGGGCUCUGUAGACACUAUUACGGAGCCACGAACAUCCACAAGCUCAUUGAUAAGAGCAGAAUGUGCCAACGCUGAGUUACCCGAUUUCGUGAUACAUAAACCGAAAAUUCUGGGUUUACUUGCUAUUGAGCUUGGCGGAGCUUCGACAGGCGAGCAAAUGCCACCUUUUUUGACAAACAAGACGCUUCCCUCCACCACAAGAUUAAUGCGUGGAAAAUUGUUUAAGCCGUCAGCACAACUGUCGCACCUACUCCGGCCCAGGCAACAGGUGGCAAGCAGAGGGCAACUCGGAACAUUGAUCAAGCCCAUGCAGGUGAACAUAGUGAUCUUGGGGAUCUCAGAGAGUGGAAAGAGUACAUUGGCCAAAGUCGUGAGAGCAGCUUACGGCGACAUCAACGAGGCCUGGCGUCGAUUAUAUCGCGACACUGUUCUCACCAAUACGAUCACGAGCGUGAGGUGGCUUAUAUUUAUGACGCAGCAAAAGCUGCAGGAUGUCAAAUCUCGGGUUGGAGCGGGUUCAUGGCUUGAAGAGGCGUUUGCUGCCCACACGCGCUUUGUUGGCGAGCUCGGGAGUGAUGCAUUCCUAAAAAGUUCGCUGGAGGCCGUUGGUUCAGCCACUAAGUCGCUGUGGAAUCACCCUUACGUGCGCGAUACGUUCGAGAGGUCGGGCACGGAGCAACUUCAACCUGCUCCAGGGAUUCCUCGGGACUUUCCAUUGUAUCUUCCGGAUUGUGCAGCACACUUUCUGAAUUCUAUUGAGCGAAUCUUCAAGAAAGAUUACCUUCCUUCUCUCGAAGAUGUCAUCUGGGCUCAGACAAGGACGACCGGUACGUGGGAAUCGAAAUUUCUCAUAAAUGGCGCGAAUUACCACUUCUUCGACGUUGGUGGGACUAGGCCAGAACGCAAGAAAUGGAUAAACGUCUUCCCAAACGUCAAUAUGAUGGUCUUCACCUUCGACGUAUCGUGUUACCGCCAAGCGCUGAAUGAAGAUCUGGACGGAAACCGUAUGGACGAGCAGUUCAUGCUAUGGGAAUCAAUUGCAAAUUCGCAUUGGUUCACCAAUGUCAGGAUCGUUGUUUUGUUCACUAAAGCGGACAAACUGACUCCAGACAAUUUGAUGUAUCAUCCGUUCAAAUCAAAGUUCAAUGACUACAAUGGCGAUCCAGAAAGCGCCGAAGAUAUCAUCAAAUAUCUAACCUGGCGUUUGGAUGGGCUCGUCAGUCGACAGCUGAAUACAAGGAGCGGGCGUGUGACGUUCUGCCGCGCAGGCACUAUUUCGGAAUCCAUGAGAGUUUGGAAUGAUUUGUUCGAUAUCUUCAGGUCUUUGAAUAAGAUCGGCUAUGUGGGGAAAGAGAGAAGACGAGAUGGAGGCACCGAAAGCUGGGCUGCGAAGGCAUGGGCAUGGCUCUCGAGGGUCAACGGGAAGGCGAGGCAGAGCCUGUGGAAGUGGAAGGAGCCAGCCAACGCAGAGUGA